AAGAGCGGGCCUCUUCUCAAAACAGAUUCCAAAAGUCAUGUUCGAGUUCAAAAAUAAACAGAUGGGGAACAGCACUUGGGAAUUAAUGUUAGUAUUAGCGUCACGUACUCAUAAAGGGAAUAUCAGGAUGCAAACAUUUAUCUGGAUGUUUUUCAUCGCACACCUGGCGUUGGUCUCAGCUACAGGAACUGUAGAUUUGACCCACGUUCCUUGCGAUGAUAAAAACGUGGAGAAGCUGGCACGGCUUGCCAUUACCCACAUAAACGAGGACAGACAGACGGGGUACAAAUUUGCCCUCAAUCGAAUCUCCAACGUUCAGCUUCAAGAUCAGGGUCCGGCUGGAAAGGUCUACUAUUUUGAUAUAGACGUACUGGAGACAAAGUGCCACGUGCUCAGCCCCAAAUCUUGGAAGCGUUGUGACAUAAGACCUUUUAUGGAAACACAAAUCUCUGGAAACUGUAACACCACCGUUCUUCAGACUACAGAGGGAUUCUCUUACCUGUACAGUUACGACUGUACGCUGGUCCCAGACCCUCCAGAGAAGCUGCAGCAGACCUGUCCUGAUUGCCCCCUGCUCCUGCCGGUGGACAGCAGCGCUGCUGUGUCCACUGCUCAGAUUACCCUCCGCCACUAUAACAGACAGAGCACUCUGCCUAUUAGCUUAACACUGGAUAGCAUCACUAGAGCUUCCCAUCAGACUUCCCCAGUUACGGCCAGUUUUGUUGAGUACACUGUCCAGGAAUGCUCUGUGGCGCCUUUACAUGAAGCCUUGUGUGUGCCAGAGGAUGCUGGGAAGGGAACCGUUGGCUUUUGCGUCGGGGCUGUUUUUGGCACUGGCAACAUCCAGGAAGGCGUUAAGGUGUCCUGUGAAAUAUUUGACCCUCAGCGUGUUGGCAUGUCUGUGGGCGGGGCAACGAAGCCUCAGGUUUACACGCUCAAGCCAACCAGACAACAGGGAAAGUCUGUCAACGGACACAUACUUCUAGCACCUGAUGUCCACAAGCCAGGUUCUUUCGGCCCGACCCGAGACGCUGGUGUCAGUGGACCAAGCCUGGUAGACCCUGUUCAUCAGACCGCUGCCCCGUACGUGCCCUAUCAUAGCCCCACCAACCAAGCAGUGAGCAGCGAAUCCAGUGAGUCCGCAGAGACUUCAUCUUCUGAAGAGAUGCGCGGUUCUGUCCCCAUCUCUAGGCCUCCGGUGAAUUUCCGCUUCAUCCGAUAUCGUCCACGGAGAAAUGCUCCUCCAGGCCCCCAGCCCACUCAUUCGCCAGUGAUCCUGUCCAUCUUCCCCAGCGCGCCGUCCCCUUUCCGCUCCUGCCCAGGUCCUGCCCGCUAUACCACCGCAUAGUACAUCCAUGCGUGCUUCAAGGGUGUGGUCUAUGACUGCACAGUUCCCAGUGCAUGCCAAAAGCCAUACACUGUGUUUCUGAGCGGAUCUGUCGUCAUACAGUGUAUUGUCUUGAAUAAUCAAUUUUGAAUUCCAUCAGGAGUGAACAAAUCAGUGACUGAUUGUUGUAUAAUUCAGAUUCCGUUCUGGGUAUUUCAUGUUUUGAUGGACGUGAUUUUUUUUUUUUUUUUUUUUUGUAGCUUUAAAGAAACAGCACUGAAAUUAUAUGCCUGUUACAUGCAAAGGCUAAAAAAAAAUCAUUUAACAUUACAAUUCAAACUUGACUGUAAAUUUGUGGCUCUCACUGUUAUGUCACUCAUAUUGUGAAGUCAAAUCAUCUGUUAAAUGGAUAAAUAAAACCCCUCUAUUUAAAUGAAA
Chanos chanos (milkfish) is the source of this 1765-nucleotide messenger RNA. Its product is annotated as fetuin-B. Gene Ontology annotation, biological process: negative regulation of endopeptidase activity. Gene Ontology annotation, cellular component: extracellular region. NCBI's taxonomy places the organism in Eukaryota, Metazoa, Chordata, Actinopteri, Gonorynchiformes, Chanidae. The transcript is spliced from 7 exons. The coding region runs from base 38 to 1348 and encodes 436 amino acids. The record is from RefSeq and is a predicted model, not a curated record. Gene Ontology annotation, molecular function: cysteine-type endopeptidase inhibitor activity.